Corylus avellana is the source of this 1490-nucleotide messenger RNA. RefSeq names its product UV radiation resistance-associated protein. Gene Ontology annotation, cellular component: lytic vacuole; endosome. NCBI's taxonomy places the organism in Eukaryota, Viridiplantae, Streptophyta, Magnoliopsida, Fagales, Betulaceae. The record is from RefSeq and is a predicted model, not a curated record. Gene Ontology annotation, molecular function: SNARE binding. Gene Ontology annotation, biological process: SNARE complex assembly.
AAUGGUCAAUCUGUUUCUUCUUCCUCGCUUUCUCCCAACAAUUCCUUUCCAAAUUUUGCGAGAAAAUUUAUAAAAUAACAUUUUCUCGAGAAAAUCAAAGCCAAACCAAUGGUUCUCUGAUCUCAGAACCCUAACUGGUCACUUGAGGACGAUGAGGCCGACCCUCCCUGAUCACUUCCUGAGCUCUAACGCCAUCUUUUCCUCUCCAAUUCUUGAUGGAACGAGACUCUGCUCUCCAUUCGGAGCCGGAGAAAAGCGAUCCGGAGAACCUGAAGGUGAUCGAGUGGGAAGACUUCGAGGAAGAGCUUGCGAGGUUGUGGAGCCUGUCUGCUGCGCUGGCAGAAGCUAAAGAAAAGAAACAAAGUCUCCAACAAAGGCUUGAGGCCGUGAUUCAGGUUAAUGCUGAGUCAUUGAAUCGAUUGAAUGAGCUUGACGAGAUGCGUGAGAAACUGGAGGCUAAAAAGAAGGUGAUGGAAAGGAUGUCUAUGUGUUCUAAGCUUGCAAAGGAGGAUGCUAAAAAGCAACAGGAACAGCUUAGCGUUGAAGUUAGGUCGCUAUUGCUAGCUGGGACAGCGCUUUCUGUAGCAAGGAAGCGAUUGCAGGAUUCAAAUAGGUUACUUGCUGGAGAGAAGGGUUAUGUUAGUCUCAGAAAUUUGCAGAAGAGGCUAAGAAUGAGGCAACAAUAUAUGAUAUCUCAAGUUUCAUUGCUCUAUCCUGUAAAGAUCUCAGUUGGACCUGCACAGGAACAAGAACUUGAGUUGUUUCCUAGCAGUAGUAAAUCAGGGAGUUCUGCUGGAUCAAUACCUGCUAAUCAAGGAUCCUUAACAAUCUUAGGUCUGCAUUUGACUCUGCUUCCUUUUAAGAAGAUGAGUUUUUUCAGUGAUAAGAGGGAGGUCCAGAGAUCUGCAACUGCCCUGGGAUAUGUCGCACAUGCUGCUUCUCUUAUAGCUUCCUACUUAAAAGUUCCACUGCGUUACCCUUUGCGCUUGGGUGAUUCUCAUUCAUUUAUUAUUGACUGUGCACCUUCAAUAGAGCCCACAUCAUCAGAUCCAUCAUCAAGUACAGAGCUUUUAACGAGUAUGAAGCACGUGGAGUUUCCUCUGUUUUUAGAAGGUCAAGACAUAACGAGAGCUGCUUAUGCUGUAUUCUUGUUAAAUAAGGAUUUAGAGCAGCUUUUGAAUUUCAUUGGUGUAAGGAGUUUAGGACCACGCCAUCUAUUGGCUAAUUUGAAGGAGCUUGUAAGAACUAUCCAGUCUUCUGAGUAUAAAGAUACGUGAUUCAAUGUUCUUAUUAGUACUGUAAGUUUAGCUUCUCUGUAAAUGGAUUAAUUAUAUUCUUUCUUGGGUGCAAUUUUUUGAUGGAGCACCUUCAUGUAGCUUUGUCGGUUAUUACAGUUGUUGAAGCAAAUUGUGCUUAAUGCAAAUUCUUUCUUCGAGUCUAACCCGUAAGAAUUUGAUUCAAAAGUAUUAACUCCCAAAAUAUCUCCUUUA